Molecule: messenger RNA, 870 nt
Organism: Colletotrichum orchidophilum
Lineage: Eukaryota; Fungi; Ascomycota; Sordariomycetes; Glomerellales; Glomerellaceae
Product: oxidoreductase
Exons: 1
Coding region: 1-870 (289 amino acids)
Source: RefSeq, a predicted model, not a curated record
AUGUCCCGCCCGUGGAUCCUCGUUGCCCCGGCCUCACGCGGCAUCGGCGCGCACCUAACCCGCCACCUCCUCCGCACAACCACGGCCCCGAUCCUCGCGACAUGCCGUUCAUCCGACACCACGGGCGUAAAGCACGCCAUCCUCUCCUCACUACCCCAAUCUCCAUUUUCUAAAAACAUUUCACACUCCUCCCCCGCCGCAAAGGAAGCAGAAGACCUCGCCUCCCGCCUCAAGGUCGUCCGCCUAGACGUCACGGACGAAUCCACAAUCGCCGCCGCCGCCGCCGAGGCCGCGUCCUUGUUCCCAUCAAAGACGCACCACCUCCGCCUGGCGCUCGCGACGCCGGGCAUCCUCCACCCGGAAAAGAGCCCCGGCCAGAUCGACUACGACGACGCCCUCGACACGUUCAAAGUCAACACGCUGGGGCAGAUGAUGCUGAUGAAGCACUUUUCCCCCUUUCUCCCUCGCAAGGCCGUCAAGAUGUCCACCGACGUGGACGAGGAAGCGAGGGGUCUCCCUCACGGUCGCGCCGUCUGGGCCGCCAUGUCGGCGCGCGUCGGGUCCACGUCGGAUAACCGCAAGGGCGGGUGGUAUAGCUACCGCGCCUCGAAAGCCGGCGUCACGUCCCUCGCCAAGUCGCUCGACCUCUGGCUGGCGGCCCGCAGCGGCGACAAGGCCAUGGCCGUGGCGUACCACCCGGGCACCGUCCGGACGGGCCUGUCCGAGGGGUUCUGGGAUACCGUGCCCGAGGGGAAGCUGUUCGAACCCGGCUUUGCGGUGGAGAGGAUGUGCAAGGUCUUGACGGAGGAGGUCGGCGUCGAGGGCCGGGGCCGGUUUUGGGAUUGGGAGGGCAAGGAGAUUCUGCCGUGA